Molecule: messenger RNA, 1076 nt
Organism: Caenorhabditis elegans
Lineage: Eukaryota; Metazoa; Nematoda; Chromadorea; Rhabditida; Rhabditidae
Source: the annotation of a RefSeq genome assembly
AUUGCUAACAAAUUAGAAAUCGAUAUUCAGAUUUCCUGGAGUCAGAACAAAAAUGACAAGUCCUGAUGAGCACUCACCGGAGAAGAAGGAUUCAGAGAACGAAGUUGUGCCGGCGGGGCCAAAACAAAAGGCAAAGUGUCUUGAGAAGGACAUCAAAUCUCCGCCGAAGCCAUCAGAUUUAUCGAAGGCUGAAAGAAAGGAAAAGAAUAAUAAGACUGCAAGAAGAGAUGUGAAGAGUUCUCGAGGAAAUGUGAAAACCAUGAAGCCAUCGGUUGUUAAAGCAGAAGAACGAUCGUCUCGAUCAAAAAAAAGUAUUCGCGAGGGAAAGCUGAAAAACUUCUCCCUUCCAAAAGACGAAUCCGAGAUUACUGCUCUCCAACUUGACGCAGACCUUACGAAGAGUGCACGUUUGAUGGAAGAAUACAAGAUUGCUCUUGAACAAAUCUUCACAACACUCGUAAAUCUGAUGAGACGUGGAAACGGGACGGUUGAUAUGGAAAACAUUGUAAGCGAGAAAGGACAAACGGCAGCGGAGAAGCUGAACAAGGAAGUACAGUUGACUCAAAACAACUGGAAAACGGACACAAAGUUGCAACCAGCAAUGAACGAUGCAAUUGCAAAGAAUGCGGUCGUUCUGGCAUCAGCUGAAAGAAACUUGCAGACUCGAGGGCCCAAGCAUCUCAAAAGAGUCAAAAAGUUUCUUUACGGUCAAUAUCCAAAGUAUGUGGAUAUGAAGAGAGAUCUGCUGAAGGUUGUCAAACAACAGAAGCCGGAAACCCAAAGUGUUCGCGAUGAAAGUGCUCAAGCGAUUUCGAAGUUCAUCAAGGAAAAGUAUGUGAAUGCCAAAAUAUUGCAUCUCGGAGAAAUUCAAAGUGCUUUCGUCGAGUUGAGCUUUUUCCAUCGUACAUCCGCUUUCACUUGGCAUCAAAUCGCUGAACGACAACCUCCAAAGUCUUCAUAUCACACCGAGAACUUCGACUUUCAACAAUUCUUCACAGCACCUCCAAAAAUGUAAACUUUGACGUCACCAAUGAUUUUUUUAUGAUGAUUUAUGAUAAUAAAGUGAGAGAGAAAUG